Euleptes europaea (tarantolino) is the source of this 1852-nucleotide messenger RNA. RefSeq names its product phosphatidylinositol-4-phosphate 5-kinase type 1 beta (gene PIP5K1B). Lineage: Eukaryota; Metazoa; Chordata; Lepidosauria; Squamata; Sphaerodactylidae. The transcript has 14 exons. The record is from RefSeq and is a predicted model, not a curated record. Gene Ontology annotation, biological process: phosphatidylinositol metabolic process. Gene Ontology annotation, molecular function: phosphatidylinositol kinase activity. Bases 107 to 1852 code for a protein of 581 amino acids.
UUUAAUUUUGUUUUCUUUUAAAAGGAACUGAGAAAAACAAACAGCGUCAAUGAAUGGGUUGACGGUCCCUCUCAGCUUCACAUUACUUGCAACGUAGCUAAGCAAGAUGCAGUCUGUAACUGAAAAUGGAGAUCCUUCUUCUGGAAAACAAAAUGAGGAGAAAACAUAUAAAAAGACUGCAUCCUCAGCUAUUAAAGGUGCCAUACAACUGGGAAUAGGCUACACUGUGGGUAACCUCACCUCUAAGCCAGACAGAGAUGUUCUUAUGCAAGACUUCUAUGUAGUAGAAAGUGUAUUUCUUCCCAGGGAAGGGAGCAAUCUGACCCCUGCUCACCAUUAUCCAGACUUCAGAUUCAAGACGUAUGCUCCUCUAGCUUUCCGUUACUUCAGAGAACUUUUUGGUAUUAAGCCUGAUGACUACUUGUAUUCAGUUUGCAGUGAACCUCUGAUAGAACUAUCCAACCCUGGUGCCAGCGGAUCCUUGUUCUUUGUCACUAGUGAUGAUGAGUUCAUAAUCAAAACAGUUCAACACAAAGAAGCUGAGUUCCUUCAGAAGCUGUUGCCUGGCUACUAUAUGAAUCUGAACCAGAAUCCAAGGACACUGUUACCAAAGUUUUAUGGACUCUAUUGUGUUCAGUCAGGAGGUAUUAAUAUCAGGAUAGUUGUGAUGAACAAUAUUCUGCCUCGAGUACUGAAAAUGCAUUUCAACUAUGACUUGAAAGGCUCCACGUACAAAAGGAGAGCAUCCAGGAAAGAGAGGGAGAAGUCUAAUCCUACCUUUAAAGAUUUGGAUUUCUUGCAAGACAUGCAUGAAGGAUUAUAUUUUGACUCAGAAACAUACACUGCACUGAUGAAAACACUACAGAGGGAUUGUCGAGUGCUGGAAAGCUUUAAAAUAAUGGAUUAUAGCUUGCUGCUUGGAAUCCACAUAUUAGACAGUGCUGCAAAAGAGAGAGAAGGCGAGAGCUCUCAGAAUGUAUCUGAUUCUAAACGUCCAGGAGGUCAGAGAGUUCUUUAUUCUACUGCUAUGGAAUCCAUACAGGGUCCAGGAAAAACUGGAGACUGUGUCAUCACAGAAAGUACAAACACACUGGGAGGCAUACCUGCUAAAAGCCACAAAGGAGAAAAACUGCUGCUAUUCAUGGGCAUUAUUGAUAUCCUGCAGUCUUACAGGUUAAUAAAGAAGUUGGAACAUUCCUGGAAGGCACUUGUUUAUGAUGGGGACACAGUUUCAGUCCACAGACCAAGUUUCUAUGCUGACAGGUUUUUAAAGUUUAUGAGUUCAAGGGUAUUCAAAAAAAAUCAGGCUUUAAAAUCCUCUCCCUCCAAGAAACGAUGCAAUUCCAUUGCUGCUCUAAAAGCAACAUCACAAGAAUUUGUGUCUGCUGUUAGCCAGGAUUGGAAAGAUGAAAAGCGUGACUUGCUUACAGAAGGACAGAGCUAUUCUAGUCUUGAUGAAGAAGUCUUAGCUUCGCAACAUCGGCCAGACUUAGUGCCAAGCACCCCGUCCCUGUUUGAAGCAGCUUCUUUAGCAACCACAAUUUCUUCUUCUUCCCUGUAUGUAGAUGACAGUUACCAACAUGAUGGAACUAGGCUUUAUUCUAACAGUAAAGGAUUGCCUUCAAGUUCAACAUUCACCUUAGAAGACAGUGCUAUCUACUUGACUUCAGAACAGAGCACAGUAGAGACAGAGAAUGAUAAUGCUUCUGUGCUGGACGUAUACUUAGUUUUCAAACCUGAUGCCAGUGUGCCAACAUCAGAAACUGUUAAGGUGUGUCAUUAUGACAUCUUGCAUGGUCCACUGGGUUUCAGAGAAUGCACCAAUGUAGUUUGUGUAAGAAAAUACACAUAA